This is a messenger RNA of Catharus ustulatus (Swainson's thrush), 4787 nucleotides long. It is a transcript of the gene IL4R, whose product is annotated as interleukin 4 receptor. Gene Ontology annotation, molecular function: cytokine receptor activity; protein binding. The record is from RefSeq and is a predicted model, not a curated record. Gene Ontology annotation, cellular component: external side of plasma membrane; membrane. Lineage: Eukaryota; Metazoa; Chordata; Aves; Passeriformes; Turdidae. Gene Ontology annotation, biological process: production of molecular mediator involved in inflammatory response; cytokine-mediated signaling pathway. The transcript has 10 exons. Bases 1147 to 3795 code for a protein of 882 amino acids.
GAUAGUAAAUAAAAUAAUUUUAAUCACUUAAUAUUUUUCCAUGAAACAGAAAGAUUAAAUGAUCAAAGCAUGUAUACCUUGUGCCAGUAAUCAUGUACAUCUGCUUCUAACCCUGACAGAGAUUUCUUUCCUAGUUUUGGGGAAGUGACUUAUGUGUUUACAAUUUACUUUCCUCAGAUACGUCAGCUACUAGGUUUGCUGCAAUUUUAGUAUUGUCUAUAUGUGUUACAUACUUUUAAAAGAUUGGUAUUUCAUUGUCUGGCAUAGUGAAAAACUUAAGAGGUAAUAGGCAGAAGAGCUGUGGAUGUUUUAAAAUUUUCUCCUUUUGCAGUUUCAUUAAAGCUCUGGCUUAACUCAAUUUUCAUGCACAUGUGCAGAUCCAUUUUUCCAUGAGAAGAUGGUUUUGGUCUGCCAUCUGCUUAUUUGGACAUGCUUACGUGGUUCAGGAUUCUCUGCCAAAGUUCUGAGGGUUCUGGGAGUUUCUUGGAACUCCAGUCAUGUGGCGGUAUUACCUAACAGUGGAAAGCAAAUGCUUCCCCUCUUGAGAAUUCCAGGAAAAAGGGAAAUGAAGGAUUUUUUUUUUAAUGCCAGUGCAGUAGGCUCUCUUUUUUUUCUGAGCAGCAGCAAAGGUGCUUGUGCUCUUUUAAAAAAAGUAUCACAGUGCUUAGUCACAUUUCAUCUAUUCUCAGAGUAUGAAAAACUCAGCUCUCAAGCUCUUAUGAGAAAUUUGUCUUUCAUGUUUGUCCUUUAUUACUAGGUGAGCAGUAACUGCCCUAGAGAAGGUCACAGAAGAGUCUCCAUUCUGAUAUUUUGUUUUGAUUAACAAUGUCCUUAUCCCUGAGCUUCUAGGAUGGAUAUUUUCAGUCAGACAGACUCACCUCUGUCAGACACGUGAAAUGUGGUUCUGCUGCAUGAUUGGCUUGGGGAAGGGAGUAUUGUCCUGCCAUCCACAAAUACCUUUCAGUGGUCUUUCUACUUUAGAAUCUGACCAAGCUUCUGCAGAACACCCAACCUCAUUCACCUGCUGUAGGAGAUUUUCCUUUUCCUCUUCUCAUCACAAGGCUUUGAAAUAAAAGCUAGUGUACCACUUGGAGCCCUGCAGAAUUGCAGCACAGUUUUUCCUACUGAACCUGACCAUUGUCAAUAAUGGCAAGACUCCUAAGUGCCGCACCAUAUACCCUGUGGAUCCUUUUCUUUUCAUAUACAACAAAUGAAGUUAUGACUGCAGGACGUGUACAAGAAUUUGCAUGCUUCACUGACUUUGAGGAAGAGCUGGUUUGUCACUGGAAGGUGCCUGCACAAACCAAUUGCUCCAAAGAAUUCCUGCUCUGCUACAGCAAAGAAACUUCUUCUGUGUCAAACAUUUGUGUUCCUGAGAAUGAAAAAGACAGUUUAAGGUGCAUUUGUACAAUAUAUCCAGAUUAUUUUGUAUCAGGCCUCACAUAUACUCUAGCCCUACAAUUCAAUGGCACUGUUAUGUGGAAUUACAAUGUUACACCAGCCCUUGUUGUUAAGCCAAGGGCCCCCAAAAAUCUUGCCAUUGAGAAAGCUGAAAAUGGUAACUUCAAUCUGAGUUGGGAGGAGAGCCACUCUCAUUCAUCCUUGCUCUCUGGACAACCAGUCAUCUAUGAAGUGAAGUACUGGAGAAAGCAGCACCCAGCAGAGGUUUCUGUAAAAGCAAUUAACUACAGGGCAAAAAGCUUUGAGAUUACUGCAAGCUCCUUGAAGAGAGGCUACGAUUACGUUGCAAGCCUCAGGUGUAACUACGUGGACUUCCCAACCUACUGGAGUGAAUGGAGUGAAGAAGUUGAAUUUCACUAUGAUUACCAGGUGAAAGCUGAAGACAUUUUGCAGAUGGCUGUGCCCACAUCCUGCAUACUGAUCAUGGCAGGAUCUGUAAUUUGUUACUUCUGUUUCACCAAGGUUAAGAAGGAAUGGUGGGAUCAAAUCCCAAAUCCAGCAAAGAGCCAUUUGGUCCUAAAAAAUGUCAAGUUUCCAGUUUCGUGCCACUUUGAUGAAAUUAAGUUCCCAUUCCAUGACUUAAAGCAGAGUCAUAUGGAACAACAAGUAAGUUGCAAGAACUGUCUGGCUCAAAGUUUGUCAAGCCAAAACUUCAAGGGAAAAGAUAACAUCAGAAAUGUUGAGAAAUCUUGCAGUUGCCACAGCAAGUCUGGAGAGUGGUUGCCAAAAGGCAGCAGUGCAAUUUUAACCCCUGAUACAAUACCGGUUGAAGAGUGUGUAGAAAUCUGUGUAUGCUUAACAGACAGUGAAACUGACAGCCAAGAAGAGACUGGCAACCAGAUCACCAUGUUCGAGCCUUGUGAGAGCAGCAUCGGUGCUUUCAGAGAGCCCCCUGAACACAAUGAGUUACUAGCUAAUAUGUUUGAUGCACUCCUGGCAGAUGAAAAUAACAUGCAAGACAAUAAAGGCCCAAACAUCCCCACAGCUGAGAAGAAAACCUUAGAGAAUAUUGGGUCAGAAAAUCCAUCACAGCAAAAUCCAAAAGAAAGUGCAUCCCAGAGUCUACAACCAUGUGAUAUUUCUCAUACAGCUCCCCUUUUCACCAAAGCCUCUAAAGAUGACUACAAUUGUAGUACAGCCAGCAAAGAGUCAGAACUGUCAGAAGAAUCCUUUGAAUCUGGCUAUCAGAGCUCCAGUAUAAAUUCUGCUUCUCUGGAUGCAAGAGAUCUUCAGCAAGUUGUUCAUCAAAGCCUUUUUCUAUGUAGUUCUGAAAGUGAACUUGACUCUUGUGUCCUGAUCCAGGAGUCUCCAAAUAAAUCAUUGUCUGGAACCAAAACAGACAGAAUAAACAGCCCUGCAGACAAGAGUUUUGAUACCUUUGUGUCUGCAUCCAUGGGCUUGUGUGGUUCUGGCUACAAGAGCUGUGACACCCUUUUGUCUCCAUCCCUGGAACCCUGUGGCUCUGCCUACAGGAGCUUUAAUAUGCUUGUGUCUGCAUGCAAGGAACCAAGCAGCUCUGCAUACAAGAGCUUCAAUGCCCUGGUGUCUCAGUCGAUGGCUAACAGUAGCCUGACUCUGCCUUCCUCGCUGCCUUUGAGGCAGUUAUCAGAGACGCCUGAAUGCAGCUGCAGAGAUCAAAGCGCUCAGCCUGCUAACAGUCAGACGUGUUACAACAACUACAGAUCUCCCAGCACUGAGCUUGAUUUUCCAAACACCUGCUCAGAAGAUACUGAUUUUCUGUUGUUCUCCACACAUGCAAAUGGAGGUGCUUCAGCUUUUCUUUCAGAGGAAGAAACACAUAAGCAAGUAAUAUAUCAAAAUGUUCAAAGGAAAGCAAAUACAAUUUCUUGCCCCACUGCACCUCAGACAUCUGGUUAUCAGCCUUUUGGCAGUGCUGGUAAAUGUCACAGUCUAUACUGGGACAGUGACCAUGAGGUUAGCUCUGCAUCACUAUAUGAAUCCUUCAUUAAUCUGUGCAACAACCUGAGUGAAGCACCUCCAGAUACUGCAAUCUAUGAACCUGACCCAAGGAUAAAGGACAGUGCGUGUUUAACUGUUCAGGGUUCUGACUGCACCAUUGUCUCACGUUUAGCAUCUAGUGAGAAUGACACACAGACUAGUGAUGGCAGCCCUUGGAUCAACAGUGCUAAUGAACUGUCUGGUGUUAGCAAUAAUGAAAAUACCAGCAGAGAUGAACAGCUGUUGCAUUUGUUAGAGAUAAAAUGUCAAGAUUUAAACAGCAGAGAAAGAGCUACAAAGGGAACAAAAUGGAAAAGCUUUAACCCUUCUGGUAAAGUAGUGCAAGAGGGUGGUGAUAACAGACUAAAAUACUGACUUCCACUGCCACUCACACAACCACUUGAGGGAACUUGGAGAUGCAGGGGGAAGUGAAGAGGUGCUGAAGCAUGCAGAUGGGGGUGGGGGCUGUGGCUCAGCAGUCAGCUUACCAGCAUGACUGGACAGUAUUGGGCAAAACUUGGACAGAAAAACUGCAGAGGCCCUGGAGCUCCAUGGCUCAGACAAGGUGUCACCUUGUCAUCUUGUAACUCCUAUCCUGAUUCUCACGCCAUUCACACUGAGGACUCCAGACUGGCUCUUGCAGUUAAAAAAAUAAGACCAGUAGAACUGUUAAUGGAAGACAGCAGGAAGAAUGAGAAAAAAAUGAAACUUGUCCAAACCCUUGCCCAAGAGGACAACUGCUCUAUGGAGGUAGCCCAGCCACAUAGUGAAGCCACUAGACUGAACUAGUUUUUGAAAAUAAACUGUAUGGCAAGUUGAAUUGUUGCUUGUUUUUUCAAUUAUGACUGAAGUGAGGGCUGCUAUAGGUCACCCCUAAUUCAUUGAGUUGUAGCACUCCUGCUUGCCUGGGACUGGCAGCUGGGACAUGAUGCAGACCCCUGGGGACAGUUGGGGUUAGGACCCAGCAGCGACAGCCACAGCUCUACAGGGACAAAGCCAGAGCUGGUGUCUCCUCCUGCGAGCAAUCUCUGAAAGGGAGCGGCAGCUGCAGGAAGCAGCAGCUGCAGGAAGCAGGAGUUCUUAGUACAGCUUCUGUGGUUAUUGUCCUGGCUGUGUGUUGCUUGGGAAGCACAUGAAGGUGAUGUGGAACAUGCUGACACACCUGAAAGUGGGAUAUAGGUCCAGAUCCAAAGGGAAGGUGAUUGAUUUAUCACACAGCUUCCAAAAUUUACUUAUGAAGUUCUAUAAUUUACUUAUUUUUGGAUUCCAUAACUUAAGUUCUUUGUGUUUAGCCCUGGCAUGGGGUGCAUGUUUCUGUACCUGCUCAAUCAAAUAAAGGCAAUAAAGAUUACCAUCAUUUGCACUUA